AUGAUUAGCAGCACCCUGGAUCAUUUCAGCCAGCUCACCUUGAAAGAGAUUUUGAAGAUGAAGAAAAGCCCAAAUAUCAAAACCUCCAGCCUGUUGAAGAAAACUACUUUAAUACGAAUCCAGCACCUCCUACUUAUUACCAACCACAACCAGGCGAGUAUGCAACAGGCGGAUACGUCAGAGAAGGCAUGGGUGGGUUAA
Blepharisma stoltei is the source of this 201-nucleotide messenger RNA. The record is from the annotation of a GenBank genome assembly. Lineage: Eukaryota; Ciliophora; Heterotrichea; Heterotrichida; Blepharismidae.